Molecule: messenger RNA, 2415 nt
Organism: Solea solea (common sole)
Lineage: Eukaryota; Metazoa; Chordata; Actinopteri; Pleuronectiformes; Soleidae
Product: syndecan-2-like
Exons: 5
Coding region: 175-1029 (284 amino acids)
Biological process (GO): cell migration
Cellular component (GO): cell surface; membrane
Source: RefSeq, a predicted model, not a curated record
AAACAACUUUUUCAAAGCAACUCCACAUCACGGCGCGUCCACACUACCACACACUCACUGGCGAGAUUUAACCACCAGUGAAAACGCAGCCGAACGACAAUACCUUGACUCUCAGUUCACACAGUUGAGCCUUCCUUUUUUUCCCCUCUUCACUUUAUUUGCCUUCCGUGUAAGAUGAACAAUCUGUGCUUGUUGCUCCUCGUCGGACUGGCGACCGGGUUUAUCGGCGAGAAAAAACUUUUGGCCGCGGCGGAUGACAUGUACUUAGAGGGCCAAACAUCUGGUGACCUGCCAAUAGAUGAUGAAGAUGGUGAAGACGACGGCUCAGGGUCAGGAUCGGGAGACUAUGCUUUCAGUGACAUCUCAGAUAAAGAAGAGCUAAUCAGAAGAUUCCUCUUCAACAUCUCUAAGACUACAGUCUCCAAAGAAAUGGUGCCAGUUCAACCACAGCCAUCCGCAGACUCUCCUCACAUCCCAUCAACCACCACAGCAGCAGCAGACAGUCCUGUCCAAAGAGUCACAGAGAAAACCUCACCUGGUGGAGACAAUAGCGUGGAGGAGGUGCCGAGUGCCGGCCCAACCGCUGACUGGUUCACAGAGCACACCAGCCCCAGCUCUACCAGCCUGCCUCCCAAUGAAGACACCACAACCACAUUCAGUAUAGACAUCAGCGUGACCAAGGAUAGCGACGAGGACAACAGUCUGGACAGGUGGGACAUCUCGACCUCCAGGGAUGGGGAAGGAAAGGUUUUCAUCAGCGAGGAGGUUGACAAUGAAAUUUCCGCCAGUGAUCGACGCAUAAACGGUGACUUUUCUGAAGAGGUGACCUCAGAGAACUUAUGGGAGAGGACAGAAGUUCUGGCAGCGGUGAUAGCAUGUGGAGUUGUCGGAUUCCUCUGCGCCGUUUUCCUGCUCCUCCUCCUCGCCUACCGCAUGAAGAAGAAGGACGAAGGUAGCUAUGACCUGGGAGACACCAAACUCUCCACGACAGCCUAUCACAAAGCGCCUUCCAAGGAGUUUUACGCCUGAACUGUUACCAGCGUGGACGUAAAAUGAAAUCUCUGCCAAGCGGGGGCUGAGAAUGAUUCUAUAAACAGCUGAUGAUUCCUCGUGUGGAAGUUUGAAGUCAAGCCCCUCUGCUCUUCUACAGUAGAUUUAUUUUCAUCAUUCCCAAUGUUUUGCUUCUGCCUUCUUUGAACACGUUUCUUUCUUUUGUCAAGAAGAGGUCAUAAGAAAACAAAUAAGCCUAUUAAAGUACAUUUCUAUCAUUCCAACCCAGGGACUGAGUUACGACACUUAAUACUCAUUGUAAAUUUUUAAGAAAACAAUCUUCGCUUGAGUGUCACAGCAGGGAACAGCCAUUCUGUUCUAGAGACGAAAUCAAUUUUAAAGUAUUGAUCACACGGUGCCUUUAAAACCACAUUACUUUCACGAGCUGAUCCAUGUGGGGUUUGACUUGGUUCAGCGUUACAGACGCAUUAAAUGUCUUACAGCACAAGUUUAUAAUGCCGUUAAAUGAAACCCCCACACAUGGGGUUAAUAUUACCUUCUAACGUUAAUACUCUAAUACACUUUGUGUGAGUUCAGAUUUCCUUUGUUUAACAUCUUGCAUUGUUACAUUUCAUUUUCUGUAUGCUGUGCUGAAUUGAGCAUUUAAUGUUGUUAUGAAGAAAGAGUGUUGUUUUUCAUAUGCUGUCCAGUAUUGAUUGGUAUGAGAGACUUUGUUACUCUGCAGGUACAUACUGUAUUUUUGUUGUUUAAAUCGACCAAAUAUAAAUGUUUUAUUUGUUUGUGUUUUUUUUGGAAAAAAUAUUUUUAGUAGGUUUUUUGGAUGUGUUUGCAUAUUUAAAGUUUAUAUUUCCAUAAGCAGAGAUUUCAGUCUUUUUUUUUUUUUGUUAACUUUUUGUUUGCAUUUAUAUAAGCAGGUAAAAGUCCCUCAACAUGAGUAGAAUGUUUUAGCAGUAUUUGAUUUGGUGACAGUGCAGUAAGUUUGGGGACAUGAUCGCGUAAGUGAAGCCAAAGCUUAUCACUAUAAUUCAGAAACCGUAGAAGUGACCAGUGUUGUCUGAUAAAAAGCCAAAGCACAUUCCUGUCACACUGUCAACUUGACACUGUUGCAAUGACGGGUUUCAACUUAAAGGGACAGUGACAACAUUCCGUGUUUGUCACACUUUUAGAGUCUGGGUUUAUGGAGCCAUAUCCGAGAAUGAAAAUGCAAUUAAAUCAGUGAACGUUCCCCUUUCUUUUUAGUUGUAAUAAGCAGCAUACGCCAUGGGGAGUUUCCAACUCUGUCAUGUGUAACUGUGUCAUGUUUUUAACGUUUGUUAAUGAUUCUGAAGUCUCUCUGUAUUUUAACUCGCUGACGGACCUUUAAACAAUGUUAGAGCUUCAAUAAGGAGACAUUUAUUUCCUCUU